Galleria mellonella (greater wax moth) is the source of this 9311-nucleotide messenger RNA. RefSeq names its product protein lines (gene lin). The transcript has 2 exons. The record is from RefSeq and is a predicted model, not a curated record. Bases 332 to 2779 code for a protein of 815 amino acids. NCBI's taxonomy places the organism in Eukaryota, Metazoa, Arthropoda, Insecta, Lepidoptera, Pyralidae.
UUUUUAUGAGAUAUCUUUGAAAUUCCGAUCUUAUAAGUAUAUCAUUUGAUAGAGCGUCAUGUAGGUAAUGGAGUCGAUGUUCGAUUCGUCAAUUAAAAUAAUUAUCUUUAUUUUAUGAAAUAUCACAUAAAACUGUUUAUAAUUGUGUCUAUCUGGAUUGCGGUGAAUGAUUUUAGUUUAUUUACGAAAUUCGACUGCGGGAAUGUAUCCAAACAACCUUGUUCUGUCAAUGUAUGAUGACUGCAGCGGUAUAAGAAAUGUUUAUGAUUUAAAAAAGCAACAAGCAAACGAACAACGCAAAAUAUAGUUCUGUUUCGGUGGAUCCGAGUUAAUGGUUUGGAGGGAGCAACAAUAUUGUGGACCAUCAGAUGAAACUAUGGCAUCAGAUCAACCCGUGAAAAAGAAGCAGCGGAUCGACGCCCCAGACAUAGAUGAUGGUAGUGACAGGUCUGCAGAGGAUGUCCUAACAGAUAUAUUUGAUUCUGAGACCCCUGCUGAGACAUCAGAGGCAUUUCCAGCCAGGAAUGGGGAGUCUCCUGACAGUGGCACUGUAAGUGAGGAUGCUGUAGACUGCUCAGCCAUCCUCAGACUUCCCAACAAUUCUAGUGUGGAAAUUAUACCAACAUGCUCAAAACCACUUUGGAGUUCUGAAGAUGAUAAACUGCUCUCUGAGUUACGAAUAUUACAAGAUGCCCUUGUUAGCCAGUGCCUGUGUAGAUUUGAUGAAAAUAUUGUCCUAAAUCUGUUCGAUAGACGUCUGAACAUAGUAUCAUGGCCAUUAACAUGUUCUCUAACAUAUUUAUCUACAAUGCAACUUAUGUUUGACAUUUAUUUAAAACAAAACAACACAGGCACCAUAUGUUCAAAGUUAAUGCAAGCCUGUGACAUAUUUGUUAGGAACAGACAUGAUUGGAUCACUGAGGUUAUAGAUUUGGCUGAUCAUCACAGUAGAUUUGUGAUUUUUGUGGCCAGCAGGGUUUUAGCAAGUUUCCUUAUUGUUUCAAAAGAUACGGUGGAUGAGAACUGGUUGCACCAGAUAGCAGAAAAUAUAUAUUCAUUUGAAAGCAUAAAUAGAAUAACAGUACAAAAGAUUAACUUCAGUUUAGAUAUAAUAAAAAGGAUAGUAGAAUGGAAGGAUGUGGAGCAGCAUCCUUUAGAAGAUAGCAAUUAUAUAAACACAGCAGGGACCAUGCAUGUUCAAGAAGAUAACCCAUUCAGAAGUAGUAUUGGAUAUGGUAAUAGCAGCAGUACAGAAAUACCUUCAUCUAGCUCUCAAAGCAAUAACUUGCACAGUGCAUUCUCUAAUUUACAAACUCAUAGUGCAUCAUCGUCUUCAGGAGAGAGACAUUCAGAAGAUAAAUCAACAACAUUCAGACUUCAUGAACCAGUGUUAAAGUUCCCAAUGCAGCAGCCCAUAGAAGAUAUAGAGCAGCCUGGCUCUCCUGAGCGUCCUCCAUCGAGGAUAGAGAGAGUUAAUGAGCAUGGUUGUGUGACAAUUUUAUUAAGAGACUCUGAAUCUUUCGACACAUCCCACAUAAAGUGCUUAACAAUCAAAACAUUGGAACAUAACUGGCCAGACUUGGUGAAAAACAUGAAACUCCUCCUACACACGUACCUGAACUUAGCUAAUGUUGAAAACUGCAUACUCACAUUUUUCUCCUUGUGGGAGAACAUUAUAAGUGUCAAAGCAAAUCUCUCAGUGAUUGAUACCAAACCUUUUUAUGAAGAUCUGCAGAGUUUUGUGGAUUUACUCAGAAAUACAACCUUACCAACACUAAUUUACACUCAAUUGUUGAGUUUAUUCAAUGAAGUGCUUUGCUAUGGUUCAACACUAGCAUUACAAGACAUUUUACCUGAAGAGAUUUGCUGUCUUGCUCACUCUAUAGUUAGAUUUGUGAAAGACUAUAGAUUGUUAAGUGACAUUCGUGUGCAGAAUAGCCGCAGUGGUUUUGGAUUUUUAGGGCAUGAAUGUAAGGUGAUAAGAGACUAUUCACUAGGACCCGAGGUAGUGCCUUUAUCAUCUUCAAUACAAUUGGUAGACCAGAGUUAUGGUGAAGAUGAUAAUGAUGAUUCAUCUCAGUCAAGGAGUGAAGUGGAUAAAACAAUGCUGCAAAGAAUGUCUCUGUUGGUUCUUAAAUCAAUAGCUGUCACUGUGAAGGAGAUGCGUUGUGAUUCCUCGGACAGUUCAAUAGAUUCAUCAGAUUAUAACGCAAUACAAGACAUGCAAAUUGUUGAGAGAUCCAUCAGAGAUGUAUUGAAGAAGCUGGAUGUUUUCAUCAGGAAUAGUUUAGAGUUCCAUCCUGAGACUGCUUUUACUAAGAUGCUAAUACAUUUGUUCAGUGAACAAGAUGAUUACCUCAUAGAAUCUAUGGUGUGUACUCUGGAUAUCACGGUCGGUAUUGUUUAUAGGAAUUCUAUGUACCCAGACCUGGUACCGAUGUUAAAUCCUGUAUCCUCAUUCAUAGAGUUCUUAAAAGUUGUCUCGCAUGACAGUGAUGUCUUAUUAGACUACCUGGUAAGUAAUGAAACUUGUUUUCUAUUGUACUUGCUACGAUUUCUAAAACAUGUGCGAAGGAACUGGCCUAAGUUUCUAGAGACAUGUCAACAGGAGGAUUAUGGGGGCACACGAGGUUUAGAGGAUACAAUGCGGGUUUUAAUAAGGUUGCGUUUGCAAAUAAGUAGAUUGGUGUCCAGAUCGCUAUUCCCAUAUAACAUCAGUCCAGUACUGAGGUUGUUGGAUGUUUGCGAAAGCUUGUAUGAAGGUAAUGAGUUCAGCUGAGUUUUAAAAACCUCUGGUUUUGUGUAUUGUUCAAGCCAUAUUAUUCAUUGUGCUUAUGAAUGUCUCAGAACAAAAAGCAAGCACAACAUAUAGAUUUGUGUUUUAUCAAACAUGUAAUUAUGAAAUAUAUAUAUAUGUAACAUUAAUAAUAAAUUCAAAGAUUUUUGUUUUCAUUAAUGUAUAAAAUAACAUUUUAGGUUCAUUCCCAUUUUUCACACUACAAAGACUGCCAAUCCUUAAUUUACAUUCCAAAUUAUCUAUAUUCAUAUAUUAUAAUUAAUAAUAAUUAAGUUAAUUUAUGUUCACUGUAGAUUUUUAUAAUAAUUUAAAUAAUGGCAUUGUAAUUAAUUAGACUAAGUAAUUUGUUAUAUUGUCUUCCUUUAAGAAUAAUCAUAGGAAUACAUUAUUACUAUAUCAUUAUAGAAGUUUAGUGAUGCACAGUGCCACUUUUGAUAACAUUUGUAAUAAAAAAAAAAAACUCCUAUCGCCUGCUCGAUAUAAAGGUUUUUUUUAUUAUCAUUUUAAAUAUGACAUUCUAAAAUUUAUCUUUACUGACUACUAAAUGUCCUAUUUUGACUUUAACACGUUCACGCCAGGGCCGACUUUAAUGUUUUUGCUGCGAGGCGGCGCUCUAAUUGAUGCUACGCUUCAUGAUCGAAUACGUACCACCGGUGGUACGCGCCGCCAGAAAAGACAGUCUAGUGCGGGCCACCGGUGGUACGCGCUGCCAGAUAAGACAGUCUAUUGCGUACCGCCGGUGGUACGCGCCGUCCAAUGAGACAGUCUAGCGCGGGCCACCGUUGGCCCGCGCCGGCGGAAACGUGUUAAAAUAUGUCUCAUUUUAAAGAUGAAUUGCAAAUUUUGGAAUAUUGUCGAAAAAAAAAAAAUAAAAGAAGGAAAAAGAUAAUUUCAUAGUUUUCAAAAUUGAGGUCAUUAUUAAAUAAUUUGUAUUGAAACAUUGAAUAGGAUUUUGUUAUAACUGUAUAUAAAAUCUAUCAGUUACGUAUUCAAUGUAAAAUGAUAAUAAUAAAACUAAUAGAAAAUUUGACAGCUCGCGAAAUGACGAGAUGCGAGAAAUACAUCUUUAACCCUCCGCCAACCGUAUAGGACGAUAUCGUCCGCGCCAAGUUUCGACCUGAUGCAUAUCUUUGUACGAAACCCUUUUUUUCGCUGGCUUCGGACCCCUCUGUAAAAAAACUUAUACACGCGCGUACCCCACAGGCACAAGCACGUCAGUAUCCGUUGCAACAUCAUUGAGUAUGAAUGUGUGCAAGUUUGCAGGUGGACGAUAUCGUCCUGUACGGUUGAUGACGUAACUUUUACGAAUAUUUAGGCAUACAUACAUACAUACAUACAUAUCUGUCACGCCUGUCUCCCAUUAGGGUAGGCAGAAACAAUGGAACGCCAAAUGCUUCGAUUCAAACAAACCUCUUUCGUUUAGGCAUAUGAAAUAUAAAUAUUUUUCAUUGCAUUAUCAGUGUUCUGAAUGAAAAUUUAGUGUAAUAAUUGUUAGAUGUAAUUUUUUCAGAAUUUUCAUUUGUUAUUAUGGCUGAAGCCUUACACGAACAUCAGUAUUAUCUACUAGUGAAUCGGAAUCUGAAAUUGCAUGUAAAAGUGAACAUCACUCCUCCGAUAACCAAGAAAUUGAGGGGGGAAAGGGAUUGUUAGUAAUGAGAUUUAACAGCCCCAUUACUAGUAAUACACCAGGUCGACCUCCACGCGGUUCUCCCUGGAAACCAUAGUGGGUCAAUCUUGUUCAAUUGGUCACUAUGGGCCAACUGACCUGCCUUCAUCCUCACCUGUCACCCUUCACUGGUACUCCGCCAGCGUAUAUCGAUAGUGCAGACGGAGCCACCGUUCCAUCUUCACUCAUUAAAAAAAAAACAAGAAAUUGAAGAGGAAGGUGAAUCUAAUCCUGAUCAACCUCCACCAGCGAAACUUAUUUAAAUACUCUUUUUUUUUUCUGUUAUUCUCAUAUUAUAUUGUAAUUUAAAAACCAAUUUUGUAUUAAUUUCUUAAUAAUAAUUAUAUUUUAUAUAUAAUUAUUAUUAAGAAAAUACUAAUCCAAUAAAAUACUUAUUUUCUUGAAAAACGUUCCUUUUAAAAAUAUACCAUUUUCGGGUGUUAAAAUAAAUAUAUUUUUUUGAGUGGUGUAAGAGCUUAUAUGAAGAAUAAAUCUUCAAAACAUUACUUCUUAAUACUAAUUUAUAUCCAAGGUAUCGAUUUUUGAAUGAAAUCUUGGAAAUUACGGUUUUUGCAGAGAUUACAAAAUUUUAUUUCAUCAGGGGGUAAAGUAUUCAAGUCAAAAACUAUGGAAACAGAAAAAAGAAAUCUAGAGCAUAUUCCCCGAUUUUUUUGGAAUUUUUCCCUACCUUGAAGUAGGUUAUAUUAUCGUCUAGGACGAUAUCGUCCGUGCCGGUUGACGGUGUGCAAAAAAAAACAUAUGGUUGGCGGAGGGUUAAAUAUAUUUGAUACUCAGUUAUGUAAUAGUUUUAGAAAACUUUGAGGCUGUUGUUAUGUAUAAAAAAUACAAUUUGAUAGCAAAAUAUGUUUAACUGUCUGUGCGUUGCUAUAAUAUUCUAAAAAAAAAUCUUCAAAAUAGUGCCUUACAAUCGAAUGGGUGCUUGUUAAAAAAAAAAAUGCGUUAAUGCAACUAUUUAUAAUAAAAUUAGUCGCCAUUUACUUUAAAUAUAAUAUAUCAAAAGAUUAAUUGUACUUAUAUUUAGAUUUUAGACAAAUUAGAAUUUAUUUAUUAUAAAACAUUGGUUGUAUUAUACAUUGUAGUUAGUUUUGUGUUGCAUAUAUGAAAAGCGGGUCUAAAUGUCUUACUAAAUUAUGUUUCAUGCCACAAUGUAAAUAUCGCCAUCAAUUACCAUAGUACACAUAAGUAAUGUAAUCAGUAUUAAUACAAUAUCCUAAUUUAUAUGAAGGUCUAAUUGUAAUGACACAUCUUGGUGAACUUAUUAAGGCCCAUGAUCUAAACGUUUUUUCAAAAAUCCUCACAUUUAAAUGUAUGUAAUAAUAAUCAAAUUAUAAAAAGGUUAUAAAUAUGGGGUGUAUUCAAAAUUAUUAGCUUUUUUGUUGUUUUUUUUCCUAAGAAUAAAUCUGAACAUUUUUUUACAAAAAAGGUCAGGAAAAACAAAUGUCAAUGUAUGAUUCUCCGAGAAAGUAUCGUAUGUUUAGUUUCACCGGAGAACAAUAUCAUUCUCCAUGACUUUAAUUUCACCCAGUUUAUUUAGUAACUAUUCGAAAAAAAUAUCACUUGAAUAACAUACAUACCAUGGGGUCGUUAAUAAGUUUGCCAAGACAACAAAUUAAAUUCAGUUACGGGAUCUAUUUGCGAUGUAAGUUAGCUUUAAGUUAGUAAAUCGCGACAGACUGUUAAAUAUUCUGCGAGUAGAUAUCGGUUUGUUAUUCGUUAGCGGUAAGCUGUUGAUUUUCCAUUAUAACCUUAUUGUCAUAAAAAUAAAUAACUGAAUAGAAGUGACACUGCUGGAAAUAAUAUUCAUACUUGGUUCAUAUCCGGCUCGAAGGACCAUAAGGCCUGUUAAUCUAUAACCUAAGGUACAAUUCUCAAAGUGUGUACUCCUAAUUAUUUUAUUAAUAAAAAACUGCAGGAAAGUUGCACUAAGCUGCACGUACGAAGUGACAACACGAUACUUUAUCUUAUAAAUUUAAAACAACCCUAGUACAAAACUGUAUUAGAUCGUAACAUUAAAAACUACAAGCAUGCGCCUUUAAAUCUUUACUGCACAAAAGAGAAUGGAAAAUAGAUAAUAGAAAAAAUAUAAAAAGUUCUAAACAGGAACAAGUCUAUUCAGAAUACAGUAUCUAAAAGGAAGAAGUGUAGGUACAUUUUGCCGCCAAUGCUGCACUGGUAAAGUUCAUCAGUGUCACUUUUAUCUGGAUAUUUAUUCUUGUAGUUAUGUUGAAUCUCAAUCUGGAAUUGUUAGUCAUCAUUGGACUCAAUUUUUACAUAUAAGUUGGUAUAUUUGAGGCAGAUUCUGAUGUCAUUCUCUAAAACUAUCUCUAUUCCAAUGAACAUUGAUUUUUUAUGAUAUGAUUGUCUCCUUUAGUCUUUCUCUCUAUUCUCGUCUCUUCUUCCGUUCUAUCUAUAGAGAUACUGUUUUUUUUUUUAAUAUUAGUAAACUAUUACAGCAAUCUUCAUGUAUUUUUACGCAUUAAAAGUCUGUAACUGUGUUUGCGUCAUAAUAAAAUAAAUUCGAACAGCCAAUGUGCUGCCAAGGACAUGCAUCAGAGAAAGACAUUAAUUGUCGAUCUAUUAAGCUAUUAAUUGAACAUUAUCGUUUCAUAUGUAUCUAAUUUCUUUUUUACAAAAUAUAAUUGAAUGGGAUUUUGAGAAUAAUUUUAGAGAAUGAAUUAAUUAUACAGGUAGAUAAACUGAAUUUCACUGCAAUAGUGCAAAUUAAAAAAAAUAUUUCAACACUUAACAUCUCCGUCAUAAAUUAUACAGGGUUAGUUGUAAUACCUUACUUAUCAAACCAAACUCCGAUGAUAAUUCCUAAAACUUGAACAAACACCUCUCAAGAAACGUUACGCUAGCACAAAUCUCAAAAUUAUUUAUUUAACUUUUCACAAAGUCGCUAUUUUACGUUUCCGAAAUAGACAAAAAGUUCCAAAAACAAUUUUGCUUUUAUUUAGUUUCAUAAAUAGGUAGAUACUAACCCUGGUUUUGGAAUUGGUAUUCUCAUUACAAUAACAGAACUAUCUUAACCAUACAUUUAAUAUUUAAUAACUAUUGUACUGUCUUUUUUUUUCAUAUCUGAAAGUGUUAAUAGGCAAAAAGGAAUUCUCAAUGGAUUCGGUUAUAAUGCACUUUAGCUGUUGCUAAAUGAGAUCCUGUUUGCUAUUUAUUUUCAUGUUUACCUCUAGGUAUAAUUCUCAUGAUUUAAGUUUCCACUAAAGUAACCUUUACUAACAGAGAUAGAUCUUGCCAAUAAAAUGUUAACUAUUUCUCAUAUAUUAUACUUAUACAUAAAUACCUCUAUAAUGUACAGCUAAAAGUUGUAAUAAAAUUAACGUUCUUGCAAAAUAACAAUAAGUUAAACUAUGGUAUUAUCGAUUCUAUUGUGAAAAUAUGCAUAAUUAAUAUUUUUAAUUUCAAUUUAUUGGAGUCGAUUCUGUAAGAGUGGGUAAUAUAUAGCAAUAUCUACAUUUUAGUUACAAUAUCUAUAUAAUGGUCCAAUAACGAAUAUGUUAAAGGACUGUUGUCCAAAAAAUAUUGUAUAACAGUCUUUAAAUAUAUUGGAAAAUAGAUAUCCGACCGAUAUAGGCAAUAUCCAAAGGAAUGAUGACUUUUUCGGCCAUUAAGUCCAGAGAACCCGUCCCGAAAUGUCCGAAGGAAUUAAAAUUUCAAUUUGAUAUUACAGCGAAAUCCGGGCCAUUGUGAACUAAUUUUAUAAUAAUUUCGCGAAAUAAUAAAAUUUAAAUAUUAGGUUUAUAGAAUUGUCGUCUCAAAAUCGUAUAUUUUGUAUUGCCCCAACUAAUUACACAGUCUUAUUAAUGGAUUUGUAAUUAAAUAUUCAUCUUCACAUAAAUUCCCACUAGUCAUGACUAGUUUUUGGAAUGUUUGUUUUAGGCUUAAAUAAUAAAGCGAGCGGUCGUGACGAACAGUUGGAACGACAAGCUAUUUAUACUAUUGUUCAUAAAUAUUAAAGCCAACAAAACUAGGUUUUGUCACUUCAUUUUCGAAAAAAAUACUGUUCGGAAAAAACAAAUCUCUGAUUAGGGACGACAAAACUUAGUCCAGUUUAACCCCUAUAAGACAGAAGUUUGCGGGGUCACCGCUAAAAAAUCCUUUUGCUCCACAAUUCUAGGGCACGUCUCUUAACAUUUCUUAAAGCAUUGAUAUUCUUGGUGUCGACAUCUCUAGUGACGUACAGUUCCGUGGCCACCUCGAAGAUAAGGUCAAGCUGGCAUCCAAAAAAUUCGGUGUGCCUAAUAGAGCGAAGCAUUACUUCACGCCGAAUCAAUGAUUAAUACUCUACAAAUCGCAAAUCUGGCCCCACAUGGAGUAUUGCUGUCACUUAUGGGCGGGAGCACCUAGAUACCAGCUUGAACCCUUCGAGUCAGGGCAACGACGAGCUAUGAGAAUUGUCGAUGAUUUCAGACUUACAAGCGGUAUCGAAUCCUUAAGUCUUAGGAGAUAUUUUGUCCACUCUGCGUGUUCUACCGCUUGUACAACAGAUUGUGCUCAGAGGAAUUCUUCAAUAUGAUGUCCACGGCCACUUUCUACCAUUGUACGGCUUGCCAUCGACAGGAAGUUUACCCUCACACCCUAGAUAGUCGCUUACAACGCGCUUUCAGAGAUGUUUUCUCCCACGAACAUUCAGAUUAUGGAAUUAACUCCCUGCUUAGGUUUUUCUAAGAGAUUACAGCAUGUCGUUAUUCAAAAGGGGAGUAAAGAGGUUUCUUCAGGGUCGGCAACGUGCAUGUAUUGCAGACGUUCAUAGACUAUGGUAACCGUUUACCAUCAAGUGGGCUGUAUAAUUUUUGUCAUAUAUCAUUUAUA